Desarmillaria tabescens is the source of this 1751-nucleotide messenger RNA. Its product is annotated as fatty acid desaturase-domain-containing protein. The coding region runs from base 197 to 1519 and encodes 440 amino acids. Gene Ontology annotation, molecular function: oxidoreductase activity. NCBI's taxonomy places the organism in Eukaryota, Fungi, Basidiomycota, Agaricomycetes, Agaricales, Physalacriaceae. Gene Ontology annotation, biological process: unsaturated fatty acid biosynthetic process. The record is from RefSeq and is a predicted model, not a curated record. The transcript is spliced from 9 exons.
UCCCCAAUAAUACUAAAAUUUUGCCGGCAAAAUCCGGAAUUCCGCCGUAUUCCCCAUAAGAAACCCCAAACUUGAAAUCAAACGCUCCUGUCUUUCUUUCCUCUACCAUCCUUCCGUUUCCUCUCUUCCUUUAGAAUCGCCUUUUCCUACGCCUCUGGUUUUUUAGAUUAGAGCGAGGCCUUUUCCAUCGACCGCCAUGACGCCCGACGCUGCAGAUACCGUCGUCGAACAGGAGACCUUCGUGGUGCCCGACUUCACGGUCAAGGAUUUAUUGAGUGCAAUUCCCGCUCACUGCCACAAGCGGUCGGCGCUAAGGUCGUCCGUCUACAUUGUCUGGGACCUGAUCGUUAUUGCGGCCUUCUACACGUUAGCGACGUAUGCCGACUCCCUUGUCAACCCAGACGCCAUCACGUUGCCCCACCCAGCUCUCUAUCCCCUCGCGCGUUUCUCUAUCUGGGCGUUAUAUGGCUUCUGGACGGGACUCUUCGCAACAGGUCUCUGGGUCAUUGCGCACGAAUGCGGACACCAAGCAUUCUCCGAUUCCAAGGCGGUCAACACUGCAGUUGGUUGGGUCUUGCAUUCAGGACUUGGCGUUCCGUACCAAGCGUGGCGGAUCACCCAUGCAAAGCAUCAUGCAUCCACUGGUCAUAUGACCCAGGAUCAGGUCUUCGUGCCUUCGACGCGCUCGGAGGUGGGGCUCAAGCCAUUGGAUUGUGCUAAGGAGGACUUGCUUGGUUCGCGGGUCACCGAGGAGGUCAAGCGGGAGAUGUGGGAAGCCCUAGGAGAUUCUCCUAUCGGAGCUAUGAUGGGUGCGGCUAGUUACUUGUUCGGCGGUUGGUGGAUGUAUCUGAUCAAAAAUGCUUCUGGCCAAAAAAGGUAUCCCAAGGGUACAACGAACCACUUCAACCCCAAUGCUCCGAUGUUCGGUACUCACCAUUACAACCAGAUUAUCUGGUCGAACAUUGGUAUCUGUCUUUGGCUGGUUGCUCUCGGCUUUUCGAUCCAUAACUGGGGUCUGCCAACCGUUUUCCGCCUUUAUCUCGUUCCGUAUCUCUGGGUCAACCACUGGCUUGUUUUGAUCACCUUCCUCCAGCACACUGAUCCUCUUCUUCCGCAUUACCGUGCACCUGAGUUCACCUUCCCUCGGGGUGCUCUAGCUACCUUGGAUCGUAACCUGCUCGGUGACUUGGGCAGUGUCAUGGGUUGGAUCGGUGCUCAUGCUACUCACGGCAUCUCGGAGACACACAUCCUCCAUCAUGUAGCGAGCAAAAUACCCCACUACAGCGCUUGGGAAGCGAGCGCUGCGCUCAAGAAGAAGCUUCGGACAAACGGACAUACCCGAUUGGAUGGCCGCCCUGGUGGCUGGGCCGAGGUGUACCGUGUCUACAAGGAAUGCAAGUUCGUUGAAGAUGAGGGUGAUGUCAUCUUCUACAAGAAUGCCUAUGGAUUGGCGCAGAUGCGACCUGUAUUCAUCGACACAACCGCUAGUGAUUCGGGUAUCGAGAUUGUUGACAAGUAGAUGGUAUUGCUGCAGAAAGACAAAUUCUUGCUCCACGCUCACGAACUCCCUUCUUUUGAUACGACUCAGUCCUUUAGGGUAUACGACGUUUCGUGACGUUCUUUCCCGUCGCUGGAGCAUUUGACUCGCUCAUUGCACCUAUAUAGAGAUUUAGAAGUAGUCUCGUUGGAUCGUGUGAUUGAUUAAUAAUAAAAUCCAAAAUCUCUCCUCAUGGGGUAUAGGCUCUUUCAUU